Messenger RNA from Drosophila ananassae, 1910 nucleotides. RefSeq names its product esterase B1 (gene clt). The transcript is spliced from 4 exons. NCBI's taxonomy places the organism in Eukaryota, Metazoa, Arthropoda, Insecta, Diptera, Drosophilidae. The coding region runs from base 117 to 1802 and encodes 561 amino acids. The record is from RefSeq and is a predicted model, not a curated record.
CAGUCAGCUGUUUGUGGACGAGGCAAAGUUCAGCAGCAAAUCAGGUUUAUUAUUGCCGAAUAAUUUCUCCGCGAUUAGAUUGUUAAUGUAAUCGAGGGUCUAGGAAUAAUUUCGCCAUGCUCCGUACGGCCGGCAGAUACAGUUUUACGAGGCUCUACAGUAGCAUGAAGGUGAAAGUGCAAGUGAAACAAGGCGUUGUGGUGGGUCAGCAGAGUAAGCUGGACAGCGGCUUGGUGUACAAUAGUUUCCUAGGCGUCCCCUAUGCAGUCCCACCAGUCGGAGAACUCCGAUUCCGGAGUCCGCAGCCACUGCAACGUUUUGAUGAGCCGGAAUUGGACUGUACGAAAGAGGGGAAUAUGUCCCAUCAGCGGGAUCCAUUCACCAUGCAGGUUGCCGGCUCUGAAGAUUGCCUCUUUCUCAAUGUCUACGCUCCAAAGGUCAAGAAUUCCAACACGCCUCUGCCCGUGAUGGUUUGGAUCCAUGGAGGCGGGUUCUUCUUCGGCAAUGGCAAUAAUAACUUUCACUUCCCCGCCAAACUAAUGGAGCAGGAGGUCAUUGUAGUGACUCUGAAUUAUCGUCUGGGAGCUCUGGGCUUUCUUAGCCUACCAGAGGAGGGAAUCCACGGCAAUAUGGGCCUGAAGGACCAGCGUCUAGCUCUCCAGUGGGUGCAGGACAAUAUUGCUACAUUUAAUGGCGAUCCCAACAACGUAACCCUCUUUGGCGAGAGCGCGGGAGGAGCAUCAGUCCAUCUCCACACCUACGCUAAGCAUGCGAAUAAGCUCUUCCACAAGGCUAUAAUGCAGAGUGGCACUGGCAACAUGGAGUGGGUGUUCCAGAACGAUGCUGCUCGCAAACCAUGGAAAUUAGCGGAAGCUCUCGGCGGUGGGGAUUUUGGUGGGGACACCAAAGCCCUCUUGGCCUUCCUACGAUCUGAAACAGCAUCUCCAUUGAAUAUACUUGCCAAUACACUCAAGAUUCAGACGCCCGAUGAUCGUCGUCGUCAACUGCCCUUUGUCUUCAAGCCGGUUCUGGAGGAUAUCAGCAGCCCGGAUAGCUUUUUGGAUCAGAACAUCCUAGAUCUGAUGCACCAAAAGGAAGUUUUAAAUGGAAUGCCAGUGAUUAUGGGUUACAACUCAGCGGAAGGACUUGCUAUGAUCACAAAAGCAAAGCAGAACAUUCCGGCUUAUGGAGAGGAUCUGGCAAGAAUGGUUCCUAAGAAUCUGGUGCCAGAUCCAGAGGCGCCCGAAGCCCAAGAAGCUGCCUCGGAUAUUAAGGCAUUUUACUUUAAUGGUCAAACAGUUUGCAAGGAUAAUCUGGACAAUCUGACAGACCUUUUUACGGACUACCACUUCAACAUGGAUCUUCAGCAUGCCGCCGAGGUCCAUGCCAACUGCCAGACCAGGUCUCCCUUGUAUUUCUACCGACUGGAUUAUGUUGGUGGCCGGAAUUUGUAUAAGAAGGUGUUCCAGAACGACGACCUUCGAGGUGUGGCACAUGCCGAUGAUAUUUGCUACAUCUUUCAAAUGGCGGGCGAUGACACCAAGCUGGAAGGUGACGAUUUGCUGAUCACGGAGAGGAUGUGCCAGAUGUGGGCCAAUUUCGCAAAGAGUGGAAAACCCUCGGACUCCUGGUUGCCGGUCAAGAAACCUGAAGCCGGAAAGCCUUUCCAACUAGAUUGCUAUUUGAUUGACCGGGAGCUGAAAAUGUGUGCCAAUCCGGAUGCGGAAAGAAUGGAAUUUUGGCGAAGCAUGUACAGAAGGUACAGAAGUGAGUGCUACGAGGCAAUGAGAGCGAAACUUUAAACUUAAAAGAAAAUUCAUACAUAGAAAGUGUAAGACAUUAAAGUCCUAUAAUUUUUUUUUAAAUUUUUUUAAUGUUUUGUUCUUAAAUAAAGUAGUGACAAAACAAUA